Molecule: messenger RNA, 351 nt
Organism: Musa acuminata AAA Group (dessert banana)
Lineage: Eukaryota; Viridiplantae; Streptophyta; Magnoliopsida; Zingiberales; Musaceae
Exons: 2
Coding region: 1-351 (116 amino acids)
Biological process (GO): nucleoside triphosphate catabolic process
Molecular function (GO): nucleoside triphosphate diphosphatase activity
Source: RefSeq, a predicted model, not a curated record
AUGGAAGGGGAGGAGGCAAGGGUGACUGAUGUGAGCCUCAAAGAGCUCUCCAAGAAGCUUGAGGAGUUUGCCAGGGAAAGGGACUGGGAGCAGUACCACAGCCCGAGGAAUCUGCUGCUUGCCAUGGUUGGUGAAGUGGGGGAACUUGCAGAAAUAUUCAUGUGGAGGGGAGAAGUGGCAAAGGGGCUACCUAACUGGAAGGAUUCAGAGAAGGAGCAUGUAGGGGAGGAGCUUUCAGAUGUCCUGUUAUACCUAAUAAGACUCUCUGAUGUAUGUGGUAUUGACCUUGGAGAUGCAGCCACCAAGAAGAUAGUCAAGAAUGCAAUUAAGUACCCUCCAAAGGCUACAUGA